AUGGGGCGUGUUCGCACGAAGACAGUGAAGAAAUCGUCGAGGCAAGUGAUUGAGAGGUACUACUCUCGCAUGACGCUGGACUUCCACACCAACAAGAAGGUUCUGGAAGAGGUGGCAAUCAUCCCCUCCAAGAGGCUCCGCAACAAAAUCGCCGGCUUCUCCACCCACCUCAUGAAGCGCAUCCAGAAGGGUCCUGUGCGCGGCAUCUCGCUCAAGCUGCAGGAGGAGGAGCGCGAGCGACGCAUGGACUUCGUCCCCGACGUCUCUGCUAUCCGGACUGACCAGAUCGAGGUGGACAAGGAGACCCUCGACAUGCUCGCCGCCCUUGGAAUGUCCGAAAUCCCCGGCGUCGUUCAGGUCGAUCCUGUUCCUGCCCAAGCGCCGCUUGCCUUCGGCCGUCCCGCCGCCGGAAGGAGGUAUUAA
Molecule: messenger RNA, 423 nt
Organism: Sphenostylis stenocarpa
Lineage: Eukaryota; Viridiplantae; Streptophyta; Magnoliopsida; Fabales; Fabaceae
Source: the annotation of a GenBank genome assembly